Molecule: messenger RNA, 1803 nt
Organism: Drosophila willistoni
Lineage: Eukaryota; Metazoa; Arthropoda; Insecta; Diptera; Drosophilidae
Exons: 1
Coding region: 1-1803 (600 amino acids)
Source: RefSeq, a predicted model, not a curated record
AUGACGGAAAUCAAACCAUUUCUGUGCGCCAACACAGAAAAAUCGUUGUGGCGCAACGAGUGGAAGAAAUGGCUUCGGUCAUUCAAUAUCUAUGUGGACACAGAAGAAAUUUCAUCGGUAAUUAAAAAGCGGAACAAAUUACUGCAUCUCGGCGGACCACAGCUACAAGAGGUGGUGUACAGUCUUCCAGGCGCGUUAGUGCCGUACGAUGCGACAAAGGAAAAUGAUGUAUUUACACCACUGGUGGAUAAAUUAAAUGAAUAUUUUUCACCACAACGUAACGCCGUAUUCGAAAGGCACAUGUUUCGCAGCAUGGUGCCCCGCCAAGGUGAGUGCUUUGCCGAGUUCUUGCUGCGGCUAAGACAACAAGCCAGUAAAUGCUCUUUUGGAGCCACCAAGAUCGAAAUAAAGGAAAUCUGCAUCGCUGAUAAAAUCAUUGAUGCCUGGGCUAAGACUGCGUUGAAAAAGAAGCUAUUAGAAGCGGAGCUCAAGCUGGAGGAGACAAUAAAUACGUGCACAGUUGAAGAGCAAGUGAAUCAGCACCAAACAAAAAGAAAUGACAGGACAAAUGAUGUGUGUGGCCGGUGUGGAGCAGCAGACCAAGAUGAACGCAGUAUGGCAUGCCCGGCAAGAAACUCAAAAUGUAACAAAUGUUCCAGGUUCAGACAUUAUGCUCGGAUGUGUAAGACCACAUUGAAGAGACGUUUUGGAACACCAUAUGAUAAUCAACGCAAGCGACCACGAACCUCACAGUCCCAGGUGCGCGCCAUCGAUGAGGAGGAGACUAAGUGUCACAGCGACAACAGUUGGUCGAACUGUUUUAAAAUAACUGGUGAACCAGAAGGAGAAAAAACCGUAUCAUGUCUAGUUGGGGGAUCCCAGCUGCAAAUGAUAAUUGACUCCGGAUCACGGUACAACCUGAAAGGCCGUGGCGAUUGGCUGCAACUGAAUAGUGUACAUGCGACAGUGUUCAAUGUUCGUACCAACUCAUCUAUCCAGUUACGAGCCUAUGGUUCGGAUGACGUGCUAAGGGUGACUAACGUUUUUGAAGCUCCGAUAAGAAUUCAGGAAAGACCAGAGAUGAUUGCUACAUUUUAUGUAAUUGAAAAUGGUAGACAAUCGUUUCUAGGACGGGACGCGGCCGUACAACUCAACGUCCUAAGAUUUGGCUUAGGCGUAAAUAGAGUGGAUUCGUGCGCACAUUUUCCGAAAUGGAAAGCUUCACCUGUGAGAUUGGCCAUAGACCACAAUGUGAGACCAGUGCAGCAGCCAAUGCGGAGAUUUCCGACUGCGUUAGAAGACCAAAUUGCAGAAAGGGUAAGCCAGGCUGUGCAGCAAGACAUUAUAGAGCCAGUCCAUGGACCGAGUUCUUGGAUUUCACCUGUUGUAAUUGCGUAUAAAGGAAGCGGCGAGAUAAGGCUAUGUCUGGACAUGCGAAGGGCAAAUUUGGCCAUCUUGAGGGAAAACUACCCACUUCCAACAUUCGACAUGUUCAUGACCAAACUACGGGAUGCGAGAUGUUUUUCCAGACUGGAUUUGAAAAAUGCUUAUCACCAAUUGGAGCUCGAUGAGUCAAGUCGGCAGAUUACCACAUUUAUUACACACAAAGGACUAUUUCGAUAUAAAAGACUGUUUUUCGGAGUUAACUCGGCUCCAGAAAUUUUCCAGAGGCGGCUGGAGGAAUUGUUAGCAGGCUGCCCCAAUGCUUUGAACUAUAUUGACGAUGUCAUCGUCUUUGGCAAAAACGAAGAAGAACACGACAAGGCGCUAACUGCGGUUCUGAUACCUACAACGUUGUCUUGA